Messenger RNA from Cantharellus anzutake, 1242 nucleotides. RefSeq names its product kinase-like domain-containing protein. Bases 1 to 1242 code for a protein of 413 amino acids. The record is from RefSeq and is a predicted model, not a curated record. The transcript is spliced from 8 exons. Gene Ontology annotation, molecular function: MAP kinase kinase activity; ATP binding. NCBI's taxonomy places the organism in Eukaryota, Fungi, Basidiomycota, Agaricomycetes, Cantharellales, Hydnaceae. Gene Ontology annotation, biological process: cellular hyperosmotic response; MAPK cascade; protein phosphorylation.
AUGCAUCUCCUCGACGAUCUAAUGAUCCGAUCCAAUACCAAGAAUGCUUCUCGUGCUCCCCGUGCAUCGGCUGCAGGUACACCCGCGAUCGGAAUCGGCGCCGCCGGAAUUGAAGGCGCUAUGAAUGGUUUUAGUCAAAUGAGCAUCAGCGCCAUUAAAUCCCCACACCGCGUUCCUCCCGGAAUGUCCUCUUCAGGAAGAAGGUCCAGACCAGGACUGAAUCUCGGGACCAUAGUUGGUGCUGGUCCUGGCGGAGGGGGUGCUGGGAUUGACGUUUUCACUAGCGAUCCGUCUGGGGCUCUUAAUUUUGGUGGGAAGGCUGUGUUGCAUUCCAGUGGUGAGCUCGGACGAGGCAAUUACGGUGCUGUGAAGAAGGUUCUCCAUAUCCCCACAAACGUCACGAUGGCUAUGAAGGAGAUACGGCUUGAACUCGACGAAUCAAAACUCAAUGCUAUUCUCAUGGAGCUGGACAUCCUACAUAGGGCAGUAGCUCCAGAGAUAGUCGAGUUUUAUGGAGCCUUCUUCAUUGAGUCGUGCGUUUACUACUGCAUGGAAUACAUGGAUGCAGGGAGCUUGGAGCAGCUCCAUCAUGGGGGAAUUCCGGAACUGGUAAUUGCUCGCAUAACGCAGUCGAUGGUAAGAGGCUUGAAGUUUUUAAAGGAUGAACUACAAGUCAUGCACCGAGAUGUAAAACCCACUAAUGUUCUAGUAAACAAGAAAGGGGAAGUCAAGCUUUGUGACUUCGGGGUUUCGGGUCAGCUUGAGAAGAGUCUCGCAAAGACAAACAUUGGUUGCCAAAGCUACAUGGCGCCUGAGCGGAUACACGGGGAAUCCCAAAACAAUUUAGGGACAUAUACCGUCGCGUCGGAUGUAUGGUCUCUUGGCCUGUCCGUUGUCGAGUUGGCCAUGGGGCAAUACCCAUAUCCACCGGAAACCUAUUCGAACGUUUUUGCACAGCUCACUGCUAUUGUCCACGGUGACCCCCCUGAGCUUCCUGAGCAAUUUUCUGAGAUGGCCCAGAAUUUUGUAUCCAGAUGUCUAAUGAAGGAACCUACGAAGCGAGCGACUUACGCGGAGCUUCUUGAAGAUCCUUUCCUCACGGACGAUCGAACGAGAGAACUGGAUAUGGUCGCUUGGGUAACGAAAGCCAUCGCUGACCGUGACGCUAGACGAGAAGCUGCCCGCGCUGCACAAAAUUCGUCAUUGCCAAACCCCAGUGCUCCACCCGACCCGGCCGCCUAA